Molecule: messenger RNA, 8153 nt
Organism: Nylanderia fulva
Lineage: Eukaryota; Metazoa; Arthropoda; Insecta; Hymenoptera; Formicidae
Gene: ec
Product: ubiquitin specific peptidase echinus
Biological process (GO): protein deubiquitination
Molecular function (GO): cysteine-type deubiquitinase activity
Source: RefSeq, a predicted model, not a curated record
GAUUCAUCAUCCGGUUGAUCUUUUUCUCGAGAAACGAGUCGUCCCUACGGAUCGUUCCGACGAGAUACAGCCCUGAUUGGGCUGCUGGUCGCUCAGGUAGGUAGGUGAACGUAGGAUAGUAAACGGGUGACGUCAUUGGUUCCUCGGGUCUAUCAGAAGGUGGGAUGGAGAGAGAAAGGGGACACCGUAUGGUCUCUCAGAGAGAAGAGAAAGACGAGGAGAACCUGAAAAGAGAGUGGGAGAUAUUCGCCAGUACACCGUGAGCCGCUGGCUUCAGGUACGGGUGCAUGGCACCGUGUGCAGGCAGGUAGUUCUGUGGUUCUUCCUCCACGUUUCACCGCGCGAUCGCGUUGUUCAACUUAGCGAAGCUAUAUGCGCAGGAAAAUAUUUCCGUCCUCGCCGCGCUUCUUCGUGAUCCGGAAUUGGACCGGAAGCUGUUAGCGAGGAAAGAACUCGGGAUAUCAUCUUGUUACGUGAUGACAUAUCAUCCUUUUUGUGCAUAAGAGUGUCGCGCAGUUAAGUAACAAUGGUGAACGGUGGUUUAUAGAAUAUUGAGUUAAAUGCGAAGAUAUGGAGCAGCGAUGGUUCUGAUAAAAGAAAGUUGCUCCUCGUUCGUUUGAGAAGUUAACGCGGCGGAACGAGAGAAGCACGUGGUACAUCGAGAUGGAACGAGAUGAUCUCAUCAACAAUUGUUAAUCUAGAAGAGCAACUUUAUGAUUUGAGGAAAUAAAUUUUAUUGUAAAACAUAUAAUUUUUUUAUUGUAAAUUCACGGCAAACUAUUCUACUUGUGAUCCGAAGGAUCAGGUCACGUAGAGAAAUUCUAACAUAAAAUCAACGAAACUUGAAGAGAAAUUCUUUCGAGUAAGUUUCUUGUCGUAUAUGAUCGCUUUAAAUUCUCCCAACUGAGAAUUUUCUCUCUGGCAAGCGUGGACGAGCAAUUUCAAAAAUAUUAUUUACGGAAUCGCCGAGAAUUCUUGAAGUCGUGAUAAUAAAAGAAUUGCGAGCUUAUCACGAUAACGCCAAGUUUACGAAUUGAAAGGAUGAUUUUACCGGCUAAACAAGUGUUUAAUCGAUUCCUCUGGCAACGGUUUCUACCAGCACAUCCUGUAUGCAUCUGCUGCACAUAAUUCUUUAUAAACAGGCAUUUGCCUGACUCUCUCGUCUAAGAUAUACGCUUGCUCAUCGUCAACCUUCGAGUUUUCCUUCUUCGUUAUUUCGUAUUCUUAAACGCUCUCUUAUUUAUCUGAUCCUCGACUGAAGAUGCAACGUUAUUACGCAAAGUUCCACAUCAUAGAAUGACGCUUGUAACAUUUAACGUGACUUCAUCCAGAAAUCAGUGCUUGAAAAUAAAAAAAGAUAUGAUAUAUUUCAAUAAGGAAAAAUAGCAGAGGGUUGAACCAUAAAAAUGGUCGUUGCCCUUAAUUUUACCACGCAGUUAUCUCAGCUCGUAAGACCAAAUUACUCGAGACGGCAAACAGAAGAGAUAGCAAUGUAUAUUAUUGCCUAAAAAGAAGGAAGGUUGAAAAAGGGAGACCCAACUAUAAGGGAAAGUUACUCCAAGUGUAACCAAACGAUAUUAUUAGACUGACAUGUAACGUGUCGCGUGUAGACACUGCAAACAACGCUAUCGUCACGCUAAGGAUCACGAGGAGUUUUCUGCUGAGUGAGUGGAAGUUCGUAUUUGUCUUUAACCUGAUCUGGAGAACAUUUCAUCUUGCACGAUGUUUUCGUUUCGAUGUUGGAGUGUGCCGGAAUUCGAACAAAUCCAUAAAACCUUCGCAAUACAAAUUUGCUCGACCACUUUCGAAGAUAAUCGCGAUGAAUUCGCAGAAUCAUAGACGAGGACGAGAUAAACAUCUAUGUAUAAUUCGGAGUGUGUAGAAUGAAAAAAUGUUGAAGUGGAUAAAAGUUCGUCAGACUACGUCGGCAACGACGCCUGCGUCACCCAAGUUAUCCGUAUCUCAUCGGGAAGUAAAGAAAGAUGAGACGAGAGUUGAAGCUGAGGUUAAGAAAGAAGAGGAAGCCGAAGAUAGUGGAAUGGAGAAAGAAGACUCAGUUUGCAACGUCGAGCUAAGUGAUCUGAAAAAAGACCUGUUCUCGCAGCUGCAGUUUUCGCAAGAGAGCGCUCUGCCACCCGACACGUUGCGCCGCGCGCUGGCAGAAAGCUUUCUCGAUCAGCAGAGAUUUCAGCUGGGUUUCAUGGACGACGCGGCAGAAUGUUUCGAAAACAUUCUUUUACGUAUACAUCUCCACAUCGCAAGCGGCGAGGCUGAAGAUAUGUGUAGUGCGAGGCAUUGUGUGCCGCAUCAGAAAUUUGCUAUGACGCUCGUCGAGCAAAGCGUCUGUGGAGCUUGCGGCGCGACGUCGGAGCCACUGCCUUUUACACAGAUGGUUCAUUAUGUGUCUGCAUCAGCGUUAACAUCUCAGGCUCAUCAAACGUCACUGAAUUCGCGGAACAGUCCAGAUCUCUUCGGACAACUUCUUCGAAGAGCUGGUGGAAUGGGUGACAUCCGGGACUGUCCGAGUUCUUGCGGUGCAAAAAUUCAGAUAUGCCGGACUCUGAUGAAUCGACCAGAAAUAGUUUCUGUCGGUGUCGUUUGGGACAGUGAACGACCGUCGUUGGAGCAUAUCAUGGAUGUCUUUGCGACCGUGGGCACGUCCCUUCGGCUUAGUGACGUCUUCCACAGUGUAGUGGACUCUCGAUGGGGUGCCUCUACCGUGCAUAAUCUCGUAGGAGUGGUUACCUAUUACGGGAAACAUUAUUCGACCUUCUUCUUUCAUACGAAAUUAAAGGUGUGGAUCUAUUUCGAUGAUGCCACUGUCAAGGAAAUUGGACCUCGGUGGGAGCAAGUCGUGGAGAAGUGUAGGAGAGGUCGUUAUCAACCUUUACUACUCCUGUAUGCGACGCCUGCUGGUACUCCGGUUAAUACGGAGAAUGCUCCAAAGACUGUUAUUCCUUUCCCGAAUAAUAAUGGUUUAAAGACGUCCCCAAAGAAUAGCGUUCGCCGUUCGAUUACACCUAGUCCUGAAAAGCCAUCCAUCAACAGCACUGCCAGACGUGCCAUCACACCCAAUCCCGAUAGUCCGCCUCAUCACUAUACUCAACGAAGCAUUUACAGUGAUUACCAGAAUCUCACAGAUAUCCAGAAUAACAUAUUUGGCAACCAGGGUGUAGAUGCGGUUGACGGUGACAUAGAGUCGAAAUAUAUUAGUCGUCGUGCCGUGGAAAACGUAAUGCAACAACAGAAGAAACAGCAAAUGCAAUUGACACGUAGUUUAAGCGUGGGAUCGGCCCCGCAAGAUGGUAUCAGCAUCCCUGAUCACAUGAAUGUGCCUCGAAGACGGGAUUCCGGCAAUUGGUCCGGUGAUAGAAACAGCGCGUCAUCGAGUUCGUCGACCACGAUGGACAAUACGUAUUUGUAUAUUGUUAAUAAAAUGCAGAGAAAUUCAAACGUACCUAAAAGUCCUAUCAAAUCUGGAGAACUCUCGAGUAGCAGCAGCGGUCAUUACGAUGCCGGUUACGAUUCCUAUUCUUUGUCGUCUACGGACAGUCUUCCACUUCAGCAAGGACUAAAGCACAAUUUACAGCUUGCUCAAAUACCGGAAGGUUAUCAACCUUCUUCCGGUGAUGAUUGCGAACGGUUGUGCAAGGAGACGGACGCGUUGCUGGAUAAAUCCCGUGCCGCUGAAGAUGCUGGCGAUCUUAACACGGCCAUGGCAUUGUGCAGUGCGGCCAGUAGUAAAGCCAGAGCUGCGAUGGAUGCUCCGUAUAACAAUACUCACACGAUUACGAUAGCAAGAAUGAAACAUAAUACUUGCGUCAUGAGAACGAGAAGUUUGCAUCGAAGAAUGCUACAAGAACAAGCAAUCGUUAAUGGUGAUAAAGAAGAAGGGUUACCUGAAGGAAGGCAUUCUCGAGAAAACAGUAAAUCAAGUCAGCAUUCGAGGCAAAGCUCGCGAGACAAAGGUAAUCAUUCUCGACAAAACAGUCGGGAGCUUCUAGUAAAUACAUCAGCGACGGUGGAUAAACCUACCACGAAGAGUAUCGAGAUUUAUGCUACUUUACCGAAGAAGAAGACUCUACGUAGUAAAGCAACGGCGGUAAAUGUUAUCGAAGACGAAGAAUACAUGCUUUAUGAUCGUCCAACACAAAGGACUGGUUUGUUUAGUCGUACGAAACGCUGCGACGACGAAAAGAAAGAUAAGAAACGCGCGAGAAGCGAAGAAAGAAACAAGAAUGUAUCAAAGGAUUUUUCGAUAGCACCAUCUCGAUUAUCGCCAUCUCCAAAAGGAGUGAAAAUUGAAAAGCCGAAGGAAAUCGUCGAAACUAAUACAACUGCGAUCAGAAAUGCGCAGCUCAACAACACGACUGCAGUGGAACAGAAACAAGGCAAGAAGCAGCAUAAGAUACGCAGAAAAUUGCUGAUGGGCGGAUUGAUCAAGAGGAAAAACAGAAGUAUGCCAGAUUUACGAGAAGGACAGGAUGGUCAGACGAAUGUGAACCCAGAAGGAUCCUCUAAUAUCUUACCGAAACAGUCAUUGGAUGAUUCCAGCGUUGGUUUGAAAGGAAGCGAUGCAAAUCAGUCAUUGUGCGGUUACCUAUCAGAAGGGCAUCUAGAGUUUACCGGAAACGGCGGAUCUGGAAAUACUAGCAAUCCGAAUCUUGAGAGAAGUCGUCUGAUGAGAAAGAGCUUCCAUGGCAGCGCUGGCAAAGUUUUACAUGUUGCGAAAGUGCCUCCACCUCCUCCGCUUAGGACUACUUCUCAGCUUAGUAAAUCUAAAUGUUCGAGUGAAAUGCACAAUGAGCAUCAAUCUGACAAAGUUGUGUAUCCUUUGCCGGAUGGUCGAUGCGCGCCCAAUUCGUCGCAGGAUCAAAACAGUGCUUAUUGGAAUCACAUGAAUACGAACAAUUCAUCCAAUAUGGCAAACAGAAAGUCAGAUUACGUUGAUUACGCUUCGGAAUCUCAUUCUCUUCCAUUUAUACCGUCCUAUAAUGAGCAGAGCAAUAAUAUUUCUGGAGCUUGCCAAACGAACUACAAUAAUAAGCCUAGAAUCCAGGAUGACGUUGUACAAUAUGCUAACGGCAUACUUUAUGAACCGACUUUUGUCGUUACUCGUGCGGACAUUCACAAUGAGCAGACUCCUGUUAAGCAACAAUUUCAGCCAGAUUCUUUGCCGCCUUAUCCCGAAAACAGCAACAUUUCGCAUUCACGGCAACCGAGCGAAGAUUUUCCACCACCGCCAUAUCCUUCAAUCCAUUCGGUGUCACAUUCGAGACAAACUAGUGAAGAUUUCCCUCCGCCUCCUCCACCGAUUGAUGAACCGCCGAUUCAAGAAACUCAACAGCUUCAAGUUCCCGUUCAAUCGCAGCAACGUGCGCAGCAAUAUGAAGCACAGCAAAUUACCAGCUUGUUAGCGCAGUUACAAAGCAAGAGGGAGCAGAUCUUGACUGAUCCAAGUGAAGAGAAACGGCCGGAGGAGCACGAGGAUGAAGAGAAGUCUACGAGUGAAACGUGGUUGAGAGAGUUGCAAGCUAAACAGGCAGAGAGAAAAAUGAAGCGGCACGGAUCUUUAAAUCAAGACAUUCCAAAAGUAAGGAUUCCGUCGACAAUUCAAGGACCGACUAUCGCUAGGAGAACCAGCGAUUUAAUGAUGAACAAUCUCGGACAGGGAUACGAUCAGGGACGUGAUGUUACGGAUUGUCCAAAAGUCGUUUCUUCGGUAAAAGAUAUGGCUGCUAGGUUUGAACAGAUUAAGCUGCAACCGACAGCGAAAUCAGAAGCUGACAUGAAACCUCAAUCAAAACAGAAUGUGAAUUGUGUUUCUCCAAUGCUUAUCUCGAAUAUGCCUCAAGAAACAUCAUCGACGGAGGGAACGAAAUCGAUUACCAGCAAUUUAGCCUCUGAGAAUUCUGGAGUAUUUACGGAGACUUCAAGUUCUCAGGCCGUUUCGAAAUCCAACUUUGAUUCGAAUUCCAAUCAGAAUUUUGUUGCGAUGCCAUCGAAUAAUUCCGGUAUUCAACAGAGCGAAUUAAAUGCCGCGAUAUUAUCGAUGUCCUUGACACUGCCGCAAGAGAAUGGUUUGCCUAUUGAUUGCCCGGAAGAUGACAUCAGUGAAGUAGCGAUGCAGAACACCAUACAGAAUACAACGAUACUUCCAAGCGAGGAGGACAUUGCCCCGAGAAAGGUGAAACGACGAAUAGGAAAGAAGAAAAGUGUAUCAUUCUGCGACCAAGUGGUGCUUGUUGCAACAGCGGAGGAUGACGAAAAGGAUUCGUAUAUACCUAAUCCUAUUCUGGAGAGAGUUUUACGGUCUGCAAUGAACAAACCUGAAACUGCUCAAGUGCUACGAGAAAUCAGAAGUCUUCAAGAAGCGGAAACGAAUCGCGAAAAUACUGUCGCGAAAUUCCAACAGCAGACUCUUCCUUUAAAGAGCGAAGCUGACAGCAUGCCGGCGACACCUUUCCAAGAUCAGCUGAGAAGCGUUAAUCCAAUUCCAGAUACCAUUAAACCUACAUUUGGACGACAGAAUUCAAGUGAUUCCAUGGGAUUAUUAACGGAUAAGAAGUCUUGUGGGAAUGAAGGCAAAGAUGUCGUCGAUAGUAGAGAGACGUAUGCUGGUGUUUCUGCGAAUACCUCGAAAACCUCCACGUCUUAUGCACCGCAACAGCAUAUUAGAUACACACAGAACGCAUACACGCAAUACUUGCAGUCGAUGUAUCCACAGACGCAAACAUCUCAAUUGACAAUGAGACCUCAAAUCAUUCCUUUAUCUCAAACGCAGAAGCCAGCCAGUCCUUAUCCCACGCAGAUGCACGGACAGUACAUACAAAAUAAUAUGCCGCAGACGAAAGGAUUGUCUCAGAAAAAUGGCUACGGAACGUAUUAUCAGUUGGAGCAACAGCAUAAUCAGAUGAACAAGCAGGCGAACGUUCAAUCGCAACAGAAUUUGCUGAAUCAAAGGAUCUCGUCUCACAACGCCAGCCCGAUAACCGUCCAGCAUUCGCAACAGCAGUUCUCAUAUCCGUCUAAUCAGUCACCGAAUCCGUAUCAAAGUCAAUACUCUCAAAGUUCCUAUCAGGGUCAUCCCUAUCAAGCCGUUCUUCCGCAGAAUAGACCGGGUCAACCAUUAUCAUCGCAGUAUCAAUCGUCGUCCAAUUCACCCGCGUUUUAUCAACACCAAAUGCAACAAAACGCGCAGAAUUAUCAGCAGAGACAUGAUAAUUAUCAGCGACAAUUAGCAUCUCAGAAAAUGGAUCAGCAAAAUUCCGUGAUGCCUAAUCAAACGUAUCCUAAGGCCCUGCAGAACGGUCAGAUACAGCCGAAUGUGAAGUAUCCGGCCUAUCAACAUCCUCCGCUCUCCAAACAGAUGCAUUUCGCAAUGUCCACCGCGAAAGUCGUCCCGAUGGUGACGCAGCCGAUAGUAACGCAAUCUUCUUUACAAGCAUCGACGACCACCGUAAGAGCAUGCGUGACACCCUGCAAUCUCUGUCGAAAGAGAAAUGUACUUGAGCCAACGCUUUAUUGUACGGACUGCGAUUUUUAUAUGUCUCGCUUCCGACCGGCUAAUAAAACCGCUUGAAUUGUUUCUCAUUAAUUUAGAUGUCAAAUUACAAAUGUUCAUAUGUUCUUCGAUGAAGGAAUAGCAUCUUCUUCGUAUAAAUUAAUUAAUUACUCAUCGACAAAAAUAACUAUUGAUGCUCAUAAAAGUUCUAAAUGUUUACAUUUCUUAGAGCGGCAUUGUAUCACAAUUUAAAUGAUUUGCAGGACGUACAAUUGUAAGAAUGUAAAACACAGAAAAUCAGAAAUGUAAUGUUCAUGCUUUGCAUGUUUGAAAUUUCUUACAUGCAACUGAUUAAAUUCUUAGAGAAUUUAUAUAUAAAAUAGUAUUCAUGUAGUAUUUCAAAAUAAUUUUAAUUUUAUUAAUAAUGACUUUCGAUGAAGUAAACAUGAAUAUAUAUUCACAUAUUAAAUAUAUUAUUCACAUUGUAUAAAUAUUAACAUCGGAGACCCUCAUCGUGCAGCUAUUAUUUACUCUCAUGUACAAUGUAUUACUGAUAAUUUCAUUUCUAUAAUUUACAUUAGAUAUUAAAAUGGACUUUGUACUUAAUAUUAUAUUAUUUUAAACAUAUUUUAUGCUGUUGAAGAUUAUU